CUGUACCUUCACCUCUUGUUGAGACACACUGAGAUCCCAGGGAGUGAGGCACAGAGGCACAGAGGCACAGAGCACAGUAGAGGAACAUACUGGAGCAGUGUAUUGUCUCUGAAUUUCACAUCUGGACUUCUUCAGGAAGAAUGGCUCUUCUGCCUACAAGCAUCCCUGCUAACUUCACCACUGUGGCUUUAUCUGGAGAUCUAAACAGCACGCAUGACUCUCGUUGUCCUGGCGCGGAAUCCGCGGAAUGGCACUACACUGUGCUGCCAGUGUACAUCCUGCUCGUCAGUGUGCUGGGAAUGGUGUUGAAUGCGUUUGUCCUGGUGGUUUUCUGCUUCCACAAGAAGGCCUGCACCGUGGCUGAGAUCUACUUGAGCAACAUGGCCAUUGCUGACCUUGUCCUGAUGACUUGUUUACCCUUCUGGGCUGUGUACGCAGCCAAAAAAUUCAACUGGCCAUUUCCUACUCCCCUGUGUACACUGGUCACCCUUUCCAUCAACAUGAACGCUUACUGCAGCAUCUACUUCCUUGUUCUGAUUAGCAUAGAUCGUUUAUUAGCACUGGUGCACCCGCUGUCCCAUGAACGAAUGCGUAGGCCAAAAUGUGCCAAACUGGCCUGUAUGUUGGUGUGGGGUUUUGGCCUGCUCCUGGGUGUCCCCACACUUGUCUACAGGGACGUAAAAUAUUUCCAUCACAUAAAUUCUACUACAUGCUAUCUUAAUUACCCAAAUGCCCAAGUACGGCUUACGUUUGAUGGGAUGCUGAUGAUGUUUGGCUUCAUCAUCCCUGUUUCAAUUAUUUCGUACUGCACUUUCAAGAUUAUUAAAGCCCUGCAGAACCGGUCAAUUGAUGCGAUAAACACCGGGCAGACAGAACAGAAGGCCACUACUCUGGUGCUGGCAGUCCUCCUGGCAUUUAUGAUCUGUUGGGUGCCAUUCCAUCUGAUUAAGAUACCAAACGCACUAAUAAUACUUAACCUACUGACAUGUGACGUCCUCGCCAUCGUAAACACCUGCAGCCAUGUCUUCAUGUACUUUGCCUUCUUCAACAGUGUUCUCAACCCCAUUCUCUACGUCAUUGUAGGAAAAAACUUCCAGAAAAAAGUUAGGGAACUCUUCCAGAGAUGGAGCUUUGACAGGUCAACCUCCUACACACGCUCAAACCUGACGAGAAGUGUUAAAAGGGUCGCGGGGGUGCUGGAGCCUAUUCCAGCUGACAUGGGCAAGAGGCGGGAUACAGCCUGGACAGGUCGCCAGACUAUCACAGGGCUGACAAAUAGAGACAACCAACCAUUCAAGCUCUCAUUCACACCGACGGGAAGUUUAGAGUCAUGGAUGUGUUUGGACUGUGGGAGGAAGCCAGCGAACCAGGAGAAAACCCACGCUGACACGGGGAGAACAUGCAAACUCCCCUGGGAUUGAACCCCCCACCCCGGGUUCGACCCAGGAAUCCUCCUACUGUGAGACAACAAUGCUAACCACUGCACCACCGUGUCGCCCACGUAAGAAAAACAUUGUUUGAACUCCCUCCUGAUUGUUUGCUGCGAGUGAAUUAUAACUCUGGGCUUUAGCUAAGAGGAGUGAGGGUGGUGUUCUGGUGUUUGCCAUCUACACUUUGUUUGAUCUGUUCCCGGCCUAUUUUUAUUGUACUCUGUGAUGUUCUCACUCCUAUUUCAUCAAAUACGGACGCUUGGUCAGUGGCCCACUGGAGUUAGACACUGACACACAAAGGCACACUUAAGCAGUGGUAUGAGACGUCCCAGGCAGCAGCAUUUGUUGACACUCCGGGUAACUACCGCAGUACAAAUAGCAACAAAGUCAUUUGAUGGAAGGGAGUAGAGGACGGGUCAAGCAUACUCCAGACUUUUACACAGGAGUCCUGUGUAAACCCCAAAACAUUUUUUUUUACCUGCUUUGUAAGUUUAUUACGAAAAAGACCAUAUGCAUUUAAUGAGCAGAGCAGAAAUUUCACAUUUACUGUGAAAAGAGACGAUGCAUGUAACAAGCAUAAAUCAACAUCCCUGAGAGUCCAAAAUUGACGCAGGAGGGUUACUUGUCACAUCAUAUAUUGACAUGACAGGCCGCUGACCAAGCAUCUGUGUUUGACAAGAUGGAAGUGAGAACUGAUGUACUUGCACUUAAACUCGACCUCUUAUUCCUGAGUGUAUUAGGCCUUUCUAAACAGUGCCAUGAACCUAUGUCUUCUCCGUGCAACACUUCAGAAGGAAAGUUGACGCUCUGUUGUGUCUACUAACAUCAGCAGACCAGAGGAAGUCAAGGGUGUGGUCAUUUAUUGUAAGGGAUGAGAUGUGAAUCUUUCAUUUUAGGAUAUGAGACUCAGUUUACUGUACAUGCCAGUCUAAUACUGAUGCACUAAAUGCUGUUUCAUUAGAAAUGCUUUUAGACUUAACACAAUAAUAGCACUGCUACAUGAUUUAACAGCAUUACCAGACUGUGUUUGAUAUAAUUGGCACAAGCUAAGACAAUGGAAGUAAUGUACAAAAGAGAUGGGAAAAGACUUUGUGUCUCUGUGGAGAAGCAACGCUUUAAAACGUUACAAUGACACCUUUAUGGUAAGCUGUUUGUGUUGGGUGUAUGUCUGUGAAUGUGUGUUUCUGUACUGUUAAACUCUCAUUGUCUUGUGAUGUUUCUAUGUUAAACACCAAACAAACAUAUUUAUAGCCAUGUAUUCUCCCUUCUGUUUCUCACGCUGUAACUCAUGUAUCCUUUCCUUGACCCUAGAGAGCUAACAUAAGAGUUGCCACCUACACACUGCGCCUAUUUGCAUGCUUGUACAGUCUGUUGCUUUGUACUGUUUGUUUUCUGUUCAAAGUCACAGCAGCAUGUUAGUUUAGUCAUGUUGUUAUUUCUGUACAGUGUGAGCAAACGUCACUGCUCAUGAAACGGCCUCUGUGUAUCAAUUGUGAAACUAUUUGCAUCAUCAAUUUAAUGCAACACCUGGAGAGGCAUAAAUGGAAAGCCUUAAUCCUUUGCUGACUUAUGAAUAAACAUGCACCUAUGUGAGUGUAUAAAGACA
This is a messenger RNA of Epinephelus fuscoguttatus (brown-marbled grouper), 3036 nucleotides long. Its product is annotated as B2 bradykinin receptor-like. Lineage: Eukaryota; Metazoa; Chordata; Actinopteri; Perciformes; Serranidae. The transcript has 4 exons. Gene Ontology annotation, cellular component: membrane. Gene Ontology annotation, biological process: G protein-coupled receptor signaling pathway; immune response; neutrophil chemotaxis. The record is from RefSeq and is a predicted model, not a curated record. Bases 141 to 1421 code for a protein of 426 amino acids. Gene Ontology annotation, molecular function: bradykinin receptor activity.